Aureococcus anophagefferens is the source of this 546-nucleotide messenger RNA. RefSeq lists its product as hypothetical. The coding region runs from base 1 to 546 and encodes 181 amino acids. The transcript has 2 exons. Lineage: Eukaryota; Pelagophyceae; Pelagomonadales; Pelagomonadaceae. The record is from RefSeq and is a predicted model, not a curated record.
AUGAACAGACUGAAAGACUAUCAAAUCACCUACGGGUUCAAUGACAAACAAAAUAGAUACAAAGGAUAUACGAGAUAUGUUAGACCUUCAGAGGGUUCAGCUAUGAAACUGUCAAAAUCAGGGGUUAAUAAAAUAGAAGAAAAAAUGAAGGCUUACUUUAAGAAGAAAUUUGGAAAGGAAGUAAUUGGACGUGGAAGUGAAAGAGUAAGAAUGUCUUUGACAGAGAUAUUUGAUAUAGUAAAAGGUGAUAAAGAUGUGUCCAAAGAUACAAUGGUAAGGCAAAGGAAAUCUGAAAGACUUAAAUUCAACUUAAAAAAAGGUGAUAAGAUUAGAAAGCAGUUUCCGGAAAUUAGAAAAAAACCUUUUAUUGGAGAAAUUCAAAAGACAUUUUUCCAUGAUGACGGUGAACAACUGGUAAAUAUCUAUUAUGAGGAAGAUAAUACUAACGAAAAUGUAUCUCUUGAAGAAGCAGAGCAACUUCGAGCAGAUUAUCUGGGAAAUUCACAAAAAUUCUAUGUAAAAAAAAAUUUGCGGGUUCGGAUUUAG